This is a messenger RNA of Arabis nemorensis, 300 nucleotides long. The record is from the annotation of a GenBank genome assembly. NCBI's taxonomy places the organism in Eukaryota, Viridiplantae, Streptophyta, Magnoliopsida, Brassicales, Brassicaceae.
AUGGGGAAAUACGUAGAGAUGUUAGAUGCUGGCGUGAGAAUCGCGGCGAGGUUUCAUUCUCACUGUCCUCACACGGCUCGUCUCUAUUACCAUCCUCCUUCUGACAACCACCACCAUCACGGCGUCGCCGAUUUAAUCGGCGGUGGUGUAUUCGGAUCGGGUCAAGAUUCGACCGGUUUGGUUGGUGGUUUAGGAUCCGGAACCGGAACUGCUGCUAAUUGUGGUCUUAAGGCUUCUACACAAGGACAAGGUCAAGGGUAUGAAGACGCCAGGGAACAUUUAUUGUUCUCUGCUGUUUGA